AUGAAUGAGGAUGUUGAUCAUUUGAAAUGUGUGUUUGAAGUGCUCAGGCAAAAACAACUCUAUGCCAAUGUGGCAAAAAGCCCUUUUUGUGUUGAUGAAGUUAUUUUCUUGCGUUUUGUUGUGAGCUCAAGGGGCGUUGAGAUAGAUGAAUCCAAAAUACACGCUAUUAAUAAUUGGCCAACUCCUAAAUCUAUCGGUGAUAUGAGAAGCUUUCAUGGAUUGGCUAGUUUCUAUAGGCAGUUUAUUAAGGGAUUUAGCACCAUAGCCGCUUCCUUGACCGAGGUAAUCCGAAAGCGUAAACCUUUUUCUUGGGGUGAGGAGCAAGGAAAGGCUUUUGAGACUUUGAAAGCUAUGCUUAGCUCCGCACCAUUGUUGCAAUUACCCAAUUUUGAGAAAAUGUUUGAAAUUGCAUAUGAUACUAGCAA
Molecule: messenger RNA, 425 nt
Organism: Lycium ferocissimum
Lineage: Eukaryota; Viridiplantae; Streptophyta; Magnoliopsida; Solanales; Solanaceae
Exons: 1
Source: RefSeq, a predicted model, not a curated record